UUGCGGCAUGAACACACACACACACCGGCGGUGUUAAGAGUCUCUGCUGGCUGCUCCCGCUGCUAUCUGCUUUCUGCAGUCUGUAGUCUGUCUACAACUUAAACAUUAACUUAAUUUCAGCGUUUCAACUGCGUGCCAACACAGGAAGUGUGCGUGUCAGCUGAGAGGAGUCACAUGUGGACAUCAGCUGUGCGGGAAUAAAUACGACCAGCUGUCAGCAGGUCUGCGGGAGGGCGUGGUUUCUGUCCUCCCAUAAGACAAGCGAGAGACGUCAGGGAGACUCACACACCGUUCUGCCUGUUAAACCCUCAGCUCCUGUCCUGUCGCUGGCAAAGAUGGCUCAUCUCACGGCGCUCUUCAAAUAUGUGGACGAACACCAGGAUCUGUAUGUGAAGCGCCUCGCAGACUGGGUGGCAGUCCAGAGUGUGUCCGCUUGGCCAGAGAAGCGCGGUGAGAUCAAGAAGAUGAUGGAGAUCGCAGCCAAGGACAUCGAGAGGCUGGGGGGAACAGUGGAGAUGGUGGACAUCGGCAAACAGAAGCUUCCAUCUGGAGAGGAAAUCCCUCUGCCACCGAUUGUCCUGGGUCGCUUGGGGUCAGACCCGGGCAAGAAGACUGUGUGCAUCUACGGCCAUCUUGAUGUCCAGCCAGCCAAUAUCGAGGAUGGCUGGGAUACAGAGCCCUUCACUCUGGUGGAGAAAGAUGGUAAGCUCUAUGGAAGAGGUUCCACUGAUGACAAAGGUCCUGUGUUGGCCUGGUUUAACUGCAUUGAGGCCUACCAGAAGAUCCAGCAGGAGCUUCCCAUCAACAUCAAAUUCUGCUUCGAGGGGAUGGAGGAGUCUGGAUCUGAGGGCCUGGAUGAACUGGUGUUUGCUCGAAAAGACACCUUCUUAAAAGACGUGGACUAUGUGUGCAUCUCUGACAACUACUGGCUGGGCAACACCAAACCCUGCAUCACCUACGGGUUGAGAGGAAUCUGCUACUUCUUCAUUGAGGUGGAGUGCGGAAGCAAGGACCUACACUCUGGAGUGUUUGGUGGCUCUGUUCAUGAAGCUAUGACUGACCUGAUUGCACUCAUGGGCUCCCUCGUAGACAACAAAGGGAAGAUUAUGAUUCCUGGGAUUUACGACAAUGUGGCCCCUCUGACAGAAGAGGAGACAAAGCUGUAUGAUAAAAUUGAGUUUGACUUGGGUGAAUACCGCAGAGAUGUUGGAGUUGGAAAGCUACUGCAUGAAACCAAGGAGCAAAUCCUAAUGCACCGCUGGAGAUAUCCAUCUCUAUCUCUUCAUGGUAUUGAGGGAGCUUUCUCCGAAGCAGGGUCCAAGACCGUUAUCCCCCGCAAGGUCAUUGGCAAGUUCUCCAUCCGCGUCGUCCCCGACAUGGACCCCAAAGUUGUGGAGAAGCAGGUUGUGGAUCACCUGAAGAAGAGGUUUGCUGAGUUGGGAAGCCCCAACAAACUGAAAGUGGACAUGGGCCACGGAGCCAAGGCCUGGGUCUCUGACUUCAACCACCCACACUACAUGGCUGGUCGAAAGGCCAUGAAGACAGUCUUUGGUGUGGAGCCUGACCUGACUCGUGAGGGUGGAAGCAUCCCCGUCACUCUGACAUUCCAGGAGGCCACAGGACGUAACGUCAUGCUGCUCCCUGUAGGAUCCUCUGAUGACGGAGCUCACUCACAGAAUGAAAAGCUCAACAGGACCAACUACAUUCAGGGGGUCAAGAUGCUCGGUGCAUACUUCCAUGAGGUUUCCCUGCUGGAAUGAAGUCAUGUUUCAUAAUGAAAAAUGUAAAAUAUGCCAAUCGUCAUGAUCAGAGCCAUUGUGGUAUUUUUUCCCCUUCACGAUUAGCAGUACUAUACACUUCUCUUCCAAAUAAAAGUAUUUUUCUUUGUUA
This is a messenger RNA of Larimichthys crocea (large yellow croaker), 1890 nucleotides long. RefSeq names its product carnosine dipeptidase 2 (gene cndp2). Gene Ontology annotation, biological process: proteolysis. Bases 336 to 1760 code for a protein of 474 amino acids. Gene Ontology annotation, cellular component: cytosol. The transcript has 12 exons. The record is from RefSeq and is a predicted model, not a curated record. Gene Ontology annotation, molecular function: metallodipeptidase activity. Lineage: Eukaryota; Metazoa; Chordata; Actinopteri; Sciaenidae.